AUGGACAAUUUUUUGUGGAAAGAGGACAACAUAAAAAUAGAGGAAUAUUUAAAAAAGAAAUUAGAUGAAGGAGUAAUAAAGGAGAAGGAUGUAUCAGAAAUAAUUUAUCGCUUGAAGGAAUUUCGUUCCUUGAAAUUUGAUAAUUUAAAUUAUCAUUCAGAUAAAUGCAUUUUAGCAAGAGAAGUUGCAGUUAUAUAUAUGAUGACAUAUAAAAAACAUAUAGAAUCUCUGAAAGAUUCAAACAUACAGAUAAUAAUAAAAACUAUAAGAAGAACAGUAUUAAGUAUUAAUAAUAUUAUAAGUAACAUAACAGAACAAAUAUUAAAAUGUUUUAUUAUGUUACGAAAUUUAUAUAGUGAUAUAUUGAAAUUAAAUAAUGUGUAUUUAUCUGAUUAUUGCUUAUAUUCAAUAAUAGAUGGUAUUUUAGGAUUGUUAAAUGAUGAAAAAAUAAAUCAAUCAAAUGCAACAAUAUGGGGAAUAGCAGGUUUUUUAUCCUUAAUUAUUUCAAAUUAUAAAAAAGCUUAUUUUAUAUAUAAAGGAAUAAUUUCCUAUAAAUGUAUUUUUACAAUACCCAUAUUUCUUGAGAACUCCAUAGAAAAACAGAAUAAUUCAAAAGAAGAAUUACAUAAUAUAAUACUUAAAGAGAAUGAUGAACAUCUCUGUUCAAAUUAUUCAAGAAUCGAAGCAUAUGUAAAAUUGCAUUUAUCACUUUUUAUAAUUUUAAAUGAUACUAGAGAAAUAUGGUCUUAUUUAUCAGAAAUAUUAAAUAGUGCAUUUAGAAGGAAAACUUACAUAUAUUUUUGUUUAAUUUAUUCUGCCCUUAAUAUCUCAUCUUAUUAUUGUAAAAUCACUUUUGGGCAUCAUUUUGAUAAUUUGAUGUUAUUAUUAAAAAUGAAACUAAUUCCUAUUUUAGAAGAAGAAUUAAAAAGUAAACCACCACCAACAAAUGUAGAAAAAAUUAUCGACUACUAUGUUAAGAAGCUAUAUGUAGAGCAUUUAAAUAAUAAUUUAAAUUCAACAUUACCAGAUGGAAUAGUGGUAAUACCAGAUGAAAAACUUUUGUAUUUGGGCUUAGGUAGCUAA
Molecule: messenger RNA, 1083 nt
Organism: Plasmodium malariae
Lineage: Eukaryota; Apicomplexa; Aconoidasida; Haemosporida; Plasmodiidae
Product: conserved Plasmodium protein, unknown function
Exons: 1
Coding region: 1-1083 (360 amino acids)
Source: RefSeq, a predicted model, not a curated record